Molecule: messenger RNA, 3006 nt
Organism: Ictalurus furcatus (blue catfish)
Lineage: Eukaryota; Metazoa; Chordata; Actinopteri; Siluriformes; Ictaluridae
Gene: tubb4bl
Product: tubulin, beta 4B class IVb-like
Exons: 5
Coding region: 810-2144 (444 amino acids)
Biological process (GO): mitotic cell cycle; microtubule cytoskeleton organization
Cellular component (GO): microtubule; cytoplasm
Molecular function (GO): structural constituent of cytoskeleton; GTP binding; GTPase activity
Source: RefSeq, a predicted model, not a curated record
UUCUGGUUCCCCAUGUUGGCGCAAUUGUCAUACAUUAAGAAAUUUCCCUCCAGGAUGAAUAAAGUUGAAUCAUACCAUAUAAUAUAAUAUACCAUACCAUAUCAUAUCAUAUCUUAUCUUAUCUUAUCUUAUGCGAACACUUUACAGCGGUACACACCACACAGUGGUAACAACGCUGUCAUUUAUUACUGUAAAUAGAGAAAGAGGAAGCGUGUGAUUUGAACGGCUCUCUGGGCAGAUUAUGCCGAACUCACGCGGACUCGGAGAAGUGAGCCUGAGACACGAAUAUUAAAAAUAACCCAACACUGUGCCUGUAUCCCCAACACAAUGACUCGACGGCCUCGUUCCAGUGUUUAUUGUCUUAUAGGCACUCUAAUUUUUGUUUAUAGAAUUUUAUUUUAUGACUUCUACAUUAUUGAGUCAGUAUAAAAAAAUUCUUUACAUUCCAGAUAUCAGUUUUCCACACCUUCUGUCCAAUCAGAACGCAGAAUUCAACAGCGCUGUGGUUCGCCAUCUUGUCCACUUCAUCACUGCAAGUCUCCGGAUCCGGUGCACCCUAUCCGGUGUCUCCACGCGCUCAGGGUCCUCCUUCUCUCCUCCGCUCUUGGUUACCAUGGCGAUGACGUCAGCGAGCACCACGGAUUUCGGCCCAGUAGAAAGGAAGAGCUCGACAAACAGGGCGUGGACUUGCUGAGACGCAAUAACGGUUCCGUCUUUCCUGCGGUAUCACUCCGUCCAUAACAUCUCUCCUCCUCUUCUUCUUCUUCUUCUUCUUCUCCUCUUCUGAUCUUCUCCUCUCAGCUGCAAAAAUGCGCGAAAUCGUGCACCUGCAAGCCGGACAGUGCGGCAACCAGAUCGGAGCCAAGUUCUGGGAGGUGAUCAGCGACGAGCACGGCAUCGACCCGACUGGGUCGUACCACGGAGACAGCGACCUGCAGCUAGACAGGAUCAGCGUCUACUACAAUGAAGCGUCAGGUGGGAAGUACGUACCCCGGGCCAUCCUCGUGGAUCUGGAGCCCGGCACCAUGGACUCGGUCCGCUCCGGACCCUUCGGACAGAUCUUCAGACCCGACAACUUUGUGUUUGGACAAAGUGGUGCUGGAAACAAUUGGGCAAAGGGCCACUACACUGAGGGGGCGGAGCUUGUGGACUCUGUGAUGGAUGUGGUGCGUAAGGAGGCGGAGAACUGCGACUGCCUGCAGGGAUUCCAGCUCACGCACUCUCUGGGUGGCGGCACCGGAUCAGGUAUGGGCACGCUGCUCAUUAGCAAAAUCCGCGAGGAGUAUCCCGACCGCAUCAUGAACACGUUCAGCGUGGUGCCCUCGCCCAAAGUGUCCGACACAGUGGUGGAGCCCUACAACGCCACGCUGUCCGUACACCAGCUGGUGGAGAACACCGACGAGACCUACUGCAUCGACAACGAGGCACUUUACGACAUCUGCUUCCGCACGCUGAAGCUGACCACGCCCACUUACGGCGACCUGAACCACCUGGUCUCGGCCACCAUGAGCGGCGUCACGACCUGCCUGCGUUUCCCGGGGCAGCUGAACGCAGAUUUGCGCAAGCUGGCCGUCAACAUGGUCCCCUUCCCACGUCUGCACUUUUUCAUGCCCGGGUUUGCUCCUCUGACCAGCAGGGGGAGCCAGCAGUACCGUGCUCUGUCCGUGCCCGAGCUCACGCAGCAGAUGUUCGAUGCCAAGAACAUGAUGGCCGCCUGCGACCCGCGCCACGGCCGUUACCUCACCGUGGCCGUCGUCUUCCGAGGCCGCAUGUCCAUGAAGGAAGUGGACGAGCAGAUGCUCAACAUCCAGAACAAGAACAGCAGCUACUUCGUCGAGUGGAUCCCCAACAACGUCAAGACGGCCGUUUGCGACAUCCCGCCACGCGGCCUCAAGAUGUCCGGCACCUUCAUCGGCAACAGCACUGCCAUCCAGGAGCUGUUCAAGCGCAUUUCUGAGCAGUUCACUGCUAUGUUCAGGCGCAAGGCUUUCCUGCACUGGUACACCGGAGAGGGCAUGGAUGAGAUGGAGUUCACCGAGGCCGAGAGCAACAUGAACGACCUGGUCUCAGAGUACCAGCAGUACCAGGACGCCACCGCCGAGGAGGGCGAGUUCGAAGAGGAGGGCGAAGAGGAAGUCGCUUAAAUCUAAACCACGCCCCUUUUCCCCCUUUCAAUCCGUCCGUCCAUCCUCAUCUUCAUCUCAAUUCAGGUGUUCACAAAAUUAAUCGAAGGGGGGUUUUUCUUUCCCACAUCUCCGCUCGCAAUCAUGGUCCUUACAGCUGUGAGGUUUAAUUUUCAUUAAACCGUGCAACCUUUUUUUUUUUAUUUUAUUCAUUUGUCUUUGUGUGUUUGUACGUUGUGAGUUCACUGCAUCAUCUCCACGUUCACAUGAGAAGAAGUUGAGAUCAUGAGAUCAACUGUGAAGCCUGCUGAUGUGUGACUAACUUAACUUCUGUCGAGAUCUGAAUAAAGGCUAUUUCUACACCUAAGCACCUUUUUCUUUUUAUUUAUCAUGCAUAUCUAUUUUUCAAAAUAUGUUCCCUCACAGGUACAACAGUGCUCCUUAAGGUCCACUCAUGUCCCUUAAAUCAGCUGUGAAGCUACGCAAGCUUGACCGCCCGUGUAACUAAACGUACCGAGCUUGCGUUCGGAUUCCGACGACGCCACAGCCAUCCAUUGCAAUGAUCCAAGUGAUGGCAUACGUGUACGUGGAGGGCAUGUUUGUUCUACUAAACAUUAUACGCACCCUAGAGGGCUCUUCAUCCCAUUUUCUUGAAUGUAGCUGCGCCUACUGGGCACUGCGUCUCACUUUCUCCACUGAAAACGCUCCCAUGUGGGCACUUUAUCAUAUUUCCUCUCAAGGAAGAACACCAUGUAAGACACUCACAUAUUCUCCACUGGAAGGGCACCCUAGAGGGCACUUUGUAAUAUUUUCUUGCACGUCGUAGCACCUUAAACGGCACUUUAUCAUGUUUUCUUGCACCUUAAAGAGCAUUUAAUCAGGU